AUGUACCAUACCGAGCUCGGGCCUGAUCUCGACAUUGGUGAACUGCUAGGGGUUCGAUUUUCGGACAAUAUAGGCCAGGAGGAAACAACGGAUGGCUCCGCCAACAACCCAGGUAACGCUGCGAUUGUCACUAACCUUGCUCGCGACAUCGACAUUCCAACAAUUGAUCUACUCGCAGAUGUGGCGGAAGAGAGUUUUGAGUCUGCAUCAGAUAAAGCAUGCGCCGAUACUGCCAGACUCCUCUUUCUCGAAGAACAGCUAUCUCGUACCUCAAAAACGAUAGAGCCCCUGGUUGCCACGCAAGCAGGUCCGAUACUGCUAUGCGGACUUUGCGCAGAAGUCGAAACUGUUGGCGACGCUGAAAAGGAAAAGGAAUGGAGAUCCAAAUCGUCCCUCCAACGCCACCAGGAUGGCCAAUUCCACGUACCACAAACUCGUUGGUACAGACAAAUGAGAUUUGACCACCCUGAUGGCGAAUUUCGUUGCCAUUAUCGUUGCUGUCCGAAGAAAUUCAGUCUCUCAAGGAGCACGUACUCCGAGCGGCAAGAAGCAUCUACAACGAUGAGCAUGCGAGAGACAACCGGGAAGCAGGCUAGCCAGAAGCAGAAUUUUUCGAGUCCAAGAUGCCGGUCGAGAUAUUGCAAGAGAGGAGAGAGUACAAGAAAGAGAGAAGGGCCAGCAAAGGCCAGGUGGUCGUAG
This is a messenger RNA of Glarea lozoyensis ATCC 20868, 699 nucleotides long. RefSeq lists its product as uncharacterized. Bases 1 to 699 code for a protein of 232 amino acids. The transcript is spliced from 2 exons. The record is from RefSeq and is a predicted model, not a curated record. NCBI's taxonomy places the organism in Eukaryota, Fungi, Ascomycota, Leotiomycetes, Helotiales, Helotiaceae.